CGUUUAGCAGAGCAGGCGGCCACGCGAUCACGCGAGGCUGCGGCCACAGCAGAGCAGGGAAUACGAGCUCCAGUCGCGUCCAGCAUGGAGGCCCGGGCGCUGCUCGCAUUGGUCGCUGUGGCCAGCUCCGCCGCCAACCUCGCCUCUGCAGACAUCGCCCUCGUUGGUCCGUACACUGUGGACAUGUUAGAGCUUAGCGCCUGCGACGAUGGGGAAUACCCAGGCAUUUUGGUUAACAUUUCACAGACCGUGGACGAAGAAACCAAUGAACCCACAUACACAGGAGCCAUCACUUUGCACUACGACAUUUUUGCGGACGACUUCGAGGUGGAGCUCACGGUAUACAGGUGGGGCAGUACUGGUGGAUGGUAUUUAGACUACAGCCUGCAAUUCGACAAACCGUACGAGUAUCUGAAGUCUAACUUCCCCACGGUCUUCGAAACUGUUUUCGAGGAUAUAGGAUUCAAAGAGAAGCCAGUAUCUCCGGGGACCUACUACUUUCAUCGAUUAAUGCCACGAGGAGUCAGAUUAAAAAGAUUCAACCUGCUUCCUUACGGGAAGUACAAACUAUAUUUAAAAGGUCUGAAGGACGGCAAAACAGUGACCUGUAUAAUGACGAUCUGCACUGUCAACGAAGCUGAGCAUACAAAAGGUAUUCCAUGGAAGUCACUGCUUUAAAAGUAUGUAAUAUCAGUGUAAUUUUUUUGGUUUUUGUAAAUUGUACUAUGUAUGUGUCCUAAAUUGUACGACACAUCUGAGGAGUGUCAGUUAUUAUGUGAGAUGUAGCACAAAAAUACAGAAAUAAUGUGUAUGGUGUAUAACAAUUAAUGUUAAGUGUUAUUGUAUCUUGCUCCUGAAAUAUUGUUGCACAAUC
Schistocerca americana (American grasshopper) is the source of this 874-nucleotide messenger RNA. RefSeq lists its product as uncharacterized. Bases 85 to 678 code for a protein of 197 amino acids. The record is from RefSeq and is a predicted model, not a curated record. The transcript is spliced from 5 exons. NCBI's taxonomy places the organism in Eukaryota, Metazoa, Arthropoda, Insecta, Orthoptera, Acrididae.